This is a messenger RNA of Protopolystoma xenopodis, 366 nucleotides long. The record is from the annotation of a GenBank genome assembly. NCBI's taxonomy places the organism in Eukaryota, Metazoa, Platyhelminthes, Monogenea, Polystomatidea, Polystomatidae.
AUGUCAGUUAUCCUAUAUUUGGUUUUAGAUGGUAUAUUACAUAAUUCUGUUCCAAAGUGCAAUAAAAAUGACGACUAUUUCCUGCCAAUCGCCUAUGGACUUACUUCUGAAGAUCAUGUCGUUCGAAUCGCUAAACUAAUGAAAGGUGUUGGACUUCCCGGUGCAGUGAAGGCAAUAGAUCGUUUUUCUGCUCUUUGUACUCCCAUGGAAGCUCUUGAUGAUGGAAUUGGCAAUGAAACUACAGAAUGCAAUCCUGAUUACUUUUAUGUUGAUUGUAAAUGGCAUAUUUGCCUAUUUUCCAGAGAUCUUCUCUUCAGUCUAUCAGAUGUGGAAGUAAGACCUUUUAAAGUUUAUAUUGACACCUAA